Clarias gariepinus (North African catfish) is the source of this 6334-nucleotide messenger RNA. RefSeq names its product centromere-associated protein E-like. The record is from RefSeq and is a predicted model, not a curated record. Gene Ontology annotation, biological process: regulation of transcription by RNA polymerase II. The coding region runs from base 414 to 5501 and encodes 1695 amino acids. Gene Ontology annotation, molecular function: RNA polymerase II cis-regulatory region sequence-specific DNA binding; DNA-binding transcription factor activity, RNA polymerase II-specific. The transcript is spliced from 21 exons. Lineage: Eukaryota; Metazoa; Chordata; Actinopteri; Siluriformes; Clariidae.
GCGUGCGUUUCACCGCGCUCUGCUGUUAGAGAGGAAGUGAACUGACGAAACCGAACGUCGCGAGCUCUAACGUAGUUCUAAACUUCUAGUCCUGGAGUUUAUUAAACUGGUGGAACUGGUCGGCGCGGAGCUAGCUGUGCUACUGCGAUAUUUUACAGCGACAUUGAAACGGUCUCUGAGUUUAAUUAUCUUCAGAGUUCAUUUGUAACAAACACCACAGAAAAGGAAGCGCGUGCGGAGCGGAUACACGCGCAACUCUUCCGCACCGGAAACUUCUCGAAAAGUUCUAAAUGUUUUUUUUUUUUUUUUUUACACAUAAAGGAUCCGCGUUGUGAAAUGCUGCAGUUCUCAUGAAGGUCUCUUUCUGUUCACGAUUAAACUGAGUAAAGAGUGUAAAGUUAGUCACAGACUCAAUGGCUUCUCAGGGACGCAAAAGAACUCCGAACAGAACCGCAGCGACUCCGGAGGGGGAUGCACUCAACGUGAUCGCAAAAGAGGCUGAGGCCAGACUGGCAGCUAAGAGGGCUGCCAGGGCAGAAGCUCGUGAGAUCCGCAUGAAGGAGCUGGAGAGACAACAGAAAGAGAUUUAUCAGGUCCAGAAGAAAUACUAUGGACUGGAGAACCUGGACAACAAAUGGGGGGACAUUGAGCAGUGGAUGGAGGACAGUGAGCAGUAUACACGCCACUCACAGAAACAUGUUUCGGUGUCCGAUGAUGAAGAAUGUAUGUCUGUGGGUAACAGGAGCAGUGUGCCGUUGGAUUUGGAUUCAGAGGCUGCGCUAUCUCAUACAUCUUAUUUAAAUUCUCACAAGAGCGCAAAGAAGAAGAAAAAGAAGUCGAAGCACUCUUCAGAUAUUAGUAAUGGCUAUGAUAAUGAUUACAGCACAAUUUCCAGUCGGGGAUCUUUAUAUAAAAACAGUCUCUGCGGCAGCUCGCUUCGCUCCAGUACUCGUACUUUGUCAGAGUAUAGUGGUCGUUUGGGCUCAAGCUCCAGAGCAUCGUCCAGGACGAGUUCCAGAUGUGCUAGUCCAGUGGAAAAUAGCAGCAGCUCAGUAGCUAGUCUUUUAAGAAAGGCGGCUAGCAGCAGUGGCCUUUCCAGAGACUUGGAUCAUGUGACCAUUCCUGACGUGCCAAAUUUGGACGACAGAUUGGAAAGAGAUUUUUUUGAAAAGGGCCCCUCUCGAGCAUCUCUAUCCACUACCACUCUGACUUCACUGGGCGGGGCUUCCUCACAAAAAGGAAGUGGUGGUUCUUCUGUCACUGCAGAAACCGAGACAUCCUUACAGGAUAUUAAGGAGAUUCAUGAACUUAAGGAUCAGAUUCAUGAUGUGGAGGCCAAGUACACACAGAGUCUCAAGGAUCUCAAGGACUCUUUGGCAGAGAUGGAGAUGAAAUAUCGCAAGGCAAUGGUGUCCAAUGCUCAGUUGGACAACGAGAAAUCUAAUCUGAUGUAUGAGGUGGACACUUUAAAGGACUCGCUGAUGGAGUUGGAGGAGCUCCUCGCUGAGACUCGGCGAGAGUGUGAGGAAAGAUCUAAGGAACUGGAGCGGGAGAAACAUGCCCACAGUAUCCUGCAAUUUCAGUUCAGUGAGCAAAAAGAAACCCUGAAGCAAAGUGAAGAGCUACUGACUGAGAUCCGUCAUUUACACUUCAAACAAGAGGGCUUUGUUAGGGAGAUUUCUGACCUUCAGGAAACUAUUGAAUGGAAGGAUAAAAAAAUUGGGGCCUUAGAAAGACAGAAGGAGUUUUCUGAUGCCAUCCGAACUGAGCGGGAUGAACUCAGGGAUGAGGUGGUUCAACUCAAAGACAUUUUAAAGAAACAUGGCAUUGUCCUUGGACCAGACUUGUGCCCCAAUGGGGAAGUGGAAGAAAACCUGACCGGUGGUUCAGUCUGCAGUGCAUUGCAACAGGGGAGCAGUGUCUUAGGCUCUCAGAAGAUGCAGCUGUUUAGCGAUGAAAAUGUAGGGGGCUCCAGAAGUGUCCAGUUCCAAACCCCACAGGAUUUUCACUACGGGAUGCAAGAGAAUCACCUGCCUUCAUCUUCUUCUGGCAGUUUAUCUCAUCCUCCUUUAGAGGCACAAUAUAAGGAAGGCGGUCUUGAGAACUAUUUAAAUAACAGCAUAGAGAAAAGUCAUAAUGUUGAAAAACUUCAAAAUGUUUGUGAGGUUGAAGCAAAAGAACAAGUUCAGUUGGAAAUUUUAAAAGGUAAUGUAGAAUUAGAACCUGUUCGGAUAAUUGAGGAAGGUAUGACAGACCAGCAGGAGAUUCCAUUGCAUGUUGAUAGAAGUGAGACUAUAAAAGAGGCAAAUCCUGAUUCCAAAGAAAAGGUCACAUGUGAGAUAUCAGAAAAAGAUCUCUCAGAUGAAACUCAACAUGAAGAUUCUCAGAUCAAAAUCACUUCUCACAGUUUGCCAUCAGCAAAAAUAGAUACAUCAUCACAUUCCCAAAGUGCCAGUGGCUCAGGAAAAAAGAAGAAGAAGAAGAAGAAAAAUAAACAUAAACAAAAGCAUAGUUGUGAUGAAAAAGAGGUUCAUUCAGAAAUUGGGGGAGAAAAUGAAAACCAGCUCACAGAGAGCCGUUCAGUUCAGACAGUUAUGUACAACUCUGUACCAUCAGAGGAAGCUCCAAUAAAUGGAAAAGUAACAGGUAAGAUGAAUCAGGAUGAAGCAAUUGAUCUGAUCCACAAAGAAGCAGAAUCUCUAGAAGUACAAUAUCCUGCCUCCAUCACACCUAUGACCUCCAAAACAGAAAUUAAUAUUGACAUACCUACUUAUGAAAAUCCAUUGAAAAGUACUGCUGGAGAGUUAAAAGCUUCUGAACAGGAUGUCAAAUACCAAUCUCCAGGCAACAAUGAGGACACUGAAGCAAAAGACGAUGUUGCCAUUUGCACUGUUCUUUCUGAAUCUAACAACUCUUUUGAGGUAAAACCUGGGAAAGAUAUAACUGAAACUGAAAUUACAGUUAAAAUACCAGAAAAUGAGCAAGAAACAUCUGCAGACACACAGAAGUGUAAGACAUUGGUUACAGCUUAUAAAUCUGAAGUAGAGCAAGAAACAUCUGCAAAAACACAGCUGGGUGAGACAUUGGUUACAUCUAAAGGACCUGAAGAAGAGCAAAAAACACCCGGGGAAACACAGCUGGUUGAGACAUUUGUGACAGCUAAUAAACCUAAAGUAGAAAGGGAAACAUCUGCAGACACACAGCUGGAUGAGACAUUAGUUACCGCUAAAGAACCCAAAGAAGAGCAAAAAACAUCUGGAGAAACACAGCUGGAUGAGACAUUGGUUACAGCUAAAGAACCCAAAGAAGGGCAAGAACCAUCUAGAGAAACACAGAUGGGUGAGACAUUGGUUACAGCUAAAGAACCCAAAGAAGAGCAAGAAACAUCUGGAGAAACACAGCUGGAUGAGACAUUGGUUACCGGAGAAACGCAGCUGGGUGAGACAUUGGUUACAGCUAAAGAAUCCAAAGAAGAGCAAGAAACAUCUGGAGAAACACAGCUGGAUGUGACAUUGGUUACAGCUAAAGAACCUGAAGAAGGGCAAGAAGCAUCUGUAGAAACUCAGCUGUGUGAGACACUGGUUACAGCUAAAGAACCCGAAGAAGGGCAAGAAACAUCUGGAGAAACACAGCAGGGUAAACAAUUGGUUACAGCUACAGAAUCCGAAGAAGAGCAAGAAACAUCUGGAGAAACACAGCUGGAUGUGACAUUGGUUACAGCUAAAGAACCUGAAGAAGGGCAAGAAGCAUCUGUAGAAACUCAGUUGGGUGAGACAUUGGUUACAGCUAAAGAACCCGAAGAAGAGCAAGAAACAUCUGGAGAAACACAGCUGGAUGUGACAUUGGUUACAGCUAAAGAACCUGAAGAAGGGCAAGAAGCAUCUGUAGAAACUCAGCUGUGUGAGACACUGGUUACAGCUAAAGAACCCGAAGAAGGGCAAGAAACAUCUGGAGAAACACAGCAGGGUAAACAAUUGGUUACAGCUACAGAAUCCGAAGAAGAGCAAGAAACAUCUGGAGAAACGCAGCUGGGUAAGAUAUUGGUUACAGCUAAAGAACCCGGAAAAGAGCAAGAAACAUCUGGGGAAACGCAGUUAAAUGAGACAUUGUUUACAGCUAAAGAACCCAAAGAAGGGCAAGAAACAUCUGGAGAAACACAGAUGGGUGAGACAUUGGUUACAGCUAACGAACCUGAAGAAGAGCAAGAAACAUCUGAAGAAACACAGCUGGGUGAGACAUUGGUUACAGCUAACGAACCUGAAGAAGAGCAAGAAACAUCUGAAGAAACACAGCUGGAUGAGACAUUGGUUACAGCUAAAGAACCUAAAGAAGGGCAAGAAACAUCUAGAGAAACGCAGCUGGAUGAGAGAUUGGUUACAGCUAAAGAACCCGAAGAAGGGCAAGAAACAUCUGGAGAAAAACAGCUGGAUGAGACAUUGGUUACAGCUAAAGAACCCAAAGAAGAGCAAGAAACAUCUGUAGAAAUACAGCUGGAUGAGACUUUGGUUACAGCUAAAGAACCUAAAGAAGGGAAAGAAACAUUUAAAGAAACGCAGCUGGGUGAGACAUUGGUUACAGCUAAAGAACCCGAAAAAGGGCAAGAAACAUCUGGAAAAACACAGCUGGAUGAGAAAUUGGUUACAGCUAAAGAACCCGAAGAAGGGCAAGAAACAUCUGGAGAAACGCAGUUGGGUGAGACAUUGGUUACAGCUAAAGAACCCAAAGAAGAGCAAGAAACAUCUGGAGAAAUACAGCUGGAUGAGACUUUGGGUACAUCUAAAGAACCCGAAGAAGGGCAAGACACAUCUGGAGAAACGCAGCUGGGUGAGACAUUGCUUACAACAAAAGAGCUCGAAAAAGGGAAAAAAACAUCUACUGACAAAAAGUUCGAUGAAGUACCAGAGAAGGAGCAAGAAUCAUGCUGGCUAGGACACAUGGAUCAGGAAUUCAAAGUAGCAAAGGAAGAUGAGGUGGACUGUGGAGAAUCUGUGAAGUUUAAUAUGGUGUCAAAAGAAAAUUUGCAUGGAGAAACCGAGUGUCUGCAAGAAGAUAAAAGUAUUUUUUCUUGUACUAAGCAGAAUUGUACAGUGAAUGAAGGGCAUGACCUCCCAGAUACUAAAGAUGGCCCUAAAAACCAAAUGCCACAGACAGAUGAAAAAAACAAAAAAUGCCAGCAGAAGUUUGUUACAGAAAAUGAGGAACAAGGAUCUCAAGAGCAUGAAGAAAUUUUACAUUUUGAACAAAAAAUGUUUCCUGAGAAGGAAACAAGUCCAGUACAUAAUGUACAGGUUCUUGAUAAUGAACCUCCUGAGACAGGAGAGGUAGACCAGAAAGCAAAUAGUAUCAUUCCACAAGAAGGUGGUCAGAAUUUGGAAGAGCAGGAAGUCAUGGAACUUAAAGAAGGUACAUCAGAGAGAAACAAGGUGGAUGCAAAGAAUGGCUCCAAAAAGGAAAGCAAGAAAGGAAAAGGAAAGGGUAAAGAGGACUGCAAAAUGUCCUAAUAACAAAUAGGAUGUAACUAUAAAAAUUAACAGUGAGGUCCAGAGAAUUAGUUUGAAUGCGGAAAAAUCAAUAUUGACACAAUUAUUAUAUAUUAUAGCAUAUUAUAUUUAUUUAACUCCACCAAAAAUGAGAAAUUAAUACACUGCAAAAACAGAUCCUUAGCCACUAUCUUGAAUAUAGUAUAUAUGUACUGUAUUUAUAUGUUCUUAAAAUAAGAUUACAACAAACCAAAUAAAAAAUCAUUAAGCUUAUAUGAAAUUGUAUUAAAAUUUAGUGAAAUUAGGAAAAUUUUUAGGAAAUAAUUUUUUAAAAGAAACAAAAUUCUCUGCCCAUAGAACAUUUGGAAAUAGAAAGUUUCGCUUACAAUUUUAGUAACAUUCGACAAGAAAUAAGCUUAAAGAUUUAAUGUUUGGUUUGUUUUCAAAAAUCAUAAUGAUACUUGGUUAGAUUUUUUUUUUUUUUUUGCAGUGUACUCUUUAAGAAAGAAACUCUGCAUUUGCGCAUUUAAAUAAAAUGUGUUUAAAUAUACAGCUAUCAGCAAUGUUUAAAUGUUUUGUUGUGUGAUCUGUUUGUCGGUCCUUUUAGCAUCGUGUGAGCACAUUUAAGACAUUUUGAGCCUAAUGCAUAUGGCUUAUUUAUUGUCCAAGUAUUCUUACUCUGGUAGUUAACAUGCUGCUUUAUCUUCAGAAAUAUGGGAUGCAGCAUCUUGCUACAUUUUUGCACACGAUAUAAUAAAUUUAGUUUUUUUGUUGGUUUGCCAUCAGGGACUUUUGUUUUUUUCACAUUAUACUAAGUGUAUGUGGCAUAUUAAAAAAAAAAAAAAAAAAAAAAA